This is a messenger RNA of Culex pipiens pallens (northern house mosquito), 5294 nucleotides long. Its product is annotated as nuclear receptor-binding protein homolog. The record is from RefSeq and is a predicted model, not a curated record. Gene Ontology annotation, biological process: intracellular signal transduction; protein phosphorylation; endoplasmic reticulum to Golgi vesicle-mediated transport. The transcript has 12 exons. Gene Ontology annotation, molecular function: protein serine/threonine kinase activity; ATP binding. Gene Ontology annotation, cellular component: cytoplasm; endomembrane system. Bases 887 to 2890 code for a protein of 667 amino acids. Lineage: Eukaryota; Metazoa; Arthropoda; Insecta; Diptera; Culicidae.
AGUUCAGUAUCAGACAUUCAUCGGUUCGUUCGUGCGUUCAUUCGUCGGGAAGAAAAUCGAGAUCGAGCAGGAGGAAAAAAAAAGGCCAAUCUUUUUUCCACCGCAGUCUUGCAAACGUCGUCGACGUCUCGUCCGGGAGUUUUGAGUUGAGCGGAGUCGUGUUGUGUUCCGGAUCACACCGUGGGUUUGAACCGAACGGUGCAGCUUGUGAAUUAAUUUCCUCAUAUUUUAAUACAAAAUAAUCAGCGGAGAAAAAAAAAUCGGGGCGAGCGAGAGUAUCCGAGAGUGCGAUUGAAGAGUGUUUGGAGUUUCACGUCGAGGAAGCAACUCUUCAGCAGUGUGCAGCAGAAGUUAGUGAUCGUUCCGAUGGCAAAACAUUCCGUCGAGAAUUGAUUCAACUCCAGAAACUGGUGUGCAACAGUGAGUGACAACAACAGCAACAACACCAAGGUGAGAAAGAGCAGUGAGUUCCCUGUUUCAUCUCUCGCUUGUACACUCUCCAUGAGUUCCGCCGUGUGGGUGGUGGCGCACUCAUAUCACUAAUUAUCGUGAGUGGAUGGUGGUGAAGAGUUCCGGGUCGGCGCAAGAAGAAGAAAGGCUCUCAUCGUUUGCGAUUGAGUGCGCCCUAUGAGUGCGUGAGUGCUGCUAGUGAGUGGAUAGCCGGUGCGACGAAACUCUCGUCGAGUUCUCACCAUCGUAAUCAUCAGUUUUGAGUGUUUUUGUGCAUAUGUUGGUGGAAUAAUCCGGCCGGAAUACCAUCGAACUCUAAAUGGAAGAGUGCUGCCUGAGAACAGGAGUUCAGUUAGGAUACUAAUUAAAAUAUCCUCGACGCUCGGCCGACGAGGUCGACGCAGACUAGCUUCCACCCAGUAGCCGCCGAUCUGCCAUGCCGGGUAGCCGUUCCAGCAAUAACGACACCGAGCACAACAAGUCCCCUAGAGAGAGCGGCGAGGAUUCGGAGGAUGAAAGUGAAAUUCUAGAGGAAAGUCCGUGCGGAAGAUGGCUGAAGCGGAAAGAAGAGGUCGAACAGCGCGAUGUCCCUGGCAUCGACUGUGCACAUCUGGCGAUGGACACCGAGGAAGGUGUCGAGGUUGUCUGGAACGAAGUACAGUUUUCCGAGAGGAAGAACUUCAAAUCUCAAGAAGAAAAAAUACAACUAGUAUUCGAAAACCUUACACAGUUAGAGCAUCCAAAUAUAGUCAAAUUUCAUCGUUAUUGGACGGAUACGCAUAACGAUAAGCCUAGGGUAAUAUUUAUAACGGAAUAUAUGUCCUCUGGCUCCCUGAAGCAGUUUCUUAAGCGUACCAAGAAAAACGUUAAGAAACUACCACUGCAAGCAUGGAAGCGGUGGUGUACUCAAAUUUUAUCAGCACUUAGUUAUUUGCAUUCCUGUUCGCCGCCAGUAAUUCACGGCAACUUAACCUGUGAUACAAUAUUUAUUCAACAUAAUGGUCUAGUUAAAAUUGGUAGUGUAGCUCCAGAUGCCAUUCAUCAUCAUGUAAAAACAUGUAGGGAUAAUAUGAAAAAUAUGCAUUUUUUAGCACCAGAGUAUGGAACCGCCGCAUCGACGACCGCCAUCGACAUCUACUCGUUUGGCAUCUGUGCGCUGGAGAUGGCCGCGCUCGAGAUCCAGGGCAACGGCGAUUCGGGUACGCUAGUCACGGAGGAGCAAAUCAAACGCACUGUCGAGAGUCUUGAGGAUGCCCAGCAGAAGGACUUCAUCAUCAAGUGCCUCAGUCAUGACCCUGCCAAAAGGCCUACCGCCCGCGAGCUGCUGUUUCACCCGCUGCUGUUCGAGGUGCACCCGCUGAAGCUGCUCGCCGCGCACUGUCUGGUGAACACGUCGUCCAACUACGACGAGAUGCUGCAAAAGCUAAACAAACCGGACAUGGUGUACGCCGAGGUGCGGCAAACCGAGUUCCACCUGGGCGAUGUGACCGGCACGGAAAAGCUGGAAAAGUUCGUAGAGGAUGUAAAAUAUGGCAUUUAUCCACUGACUGCCUUUUCGGCACAAAAACCACCCGCUUCCCGACCACGAGCAAUAUCGCCCGAGACUGCAGAAUCGGUGAAAUCCGCCACGCCAGAGCCGUUAGAUAUUGAAACUAGGAGAGUUGUGAAUAUGAUAUGUAGUGUUAAGCCGCGAGAAGAAAAUUGUGAAUUAUUUAUGACAAUAUUAUUAAGGAUGGAGGAUAAGAUGAACCGACAGUUAACAUGUCCCAUCUCGCCGGACGAUUCAGCCGUCGCGCUUUCGCAUGAACUAGUACACUUAGGAUUUAUUCAUGAAACGGAUCGUGAAAAACUAGCCACAAUGAUAGAGGAUACGCUUAGGAACAAACAGCAGCAACUGCUGGGCGCGGCGGCAAAGAUGCAAUCGGCGGCGGCCCAGGCCGGCGAGCGGCUCGUGGCCACCGACGGUGGCGGCAGCAGUGGAUCCGGUGGGUCAUCGGACACGGUGGCGGCUAACCAUCUCCACCAUCAUGUUCCUGUUAAUUCGGCCAGUCUGGAACGUGGCUGGAAGGUCGCGGAUGCCGCCGCGGACUCCCUAGUGACCAUGCCGGUCAUUAUGGAAACGUCCGGCGUCAGCGUCAACAGUCUGGACGCGAGUCUGCUCGCCAGUCUGGACGACGCCGAGGAGGCCCGUGAGCACCAGGACGAAGAGCUCGAAGCUCUGGAACGGGCCGCGGCCGUCGACGACGACGAAUGUCCCGAGCCAACGCGGGCCUUCAACAAUGUCGAACACGACUGCGACGACGGUGAGUACCGAAGAAACAGCAGCACGUCAACUGCGCUGCCCGGCCGGAGAUCGGCCCGACCCUCCCGAACUUCCAUUGACCCGGAAGGCGAGCUGUGCCGUAGUGAGACGAUCGAAUCGUACGAGGCUACCGAGUAAUAAGGCAUACACUGAAUAGAGAGAAGAAAAAAAACAACUACCACUUAGUCGUCGUCUGUAAGGUAACGAGAGAAGCACUCCUCUACCACGUAAGCAUUAUUUCUAUUUUGUACAUUAAAGAAUAAAAUGAGACAAAAAGGAUAUCAAAUGAAUUGCUAUGUAAUUACAUAAACAAAAACAACCAACACUUAAAUGGAAACAAAUAAAAACCACUCAAAUACGUACACAAACUUAAUCAUGCCAUUGAUGCAAGGAAAUAGACACAAGCCCAGACGAAGACGAAAAAAAACGGAAAUGAUGUUCAGUUUUGCUUGAAAAUAGUUGUCGUUCACUAAAUGUAGUUUCGUUCUUUAAAAAUUGCAAAUCUUCUUGUGAGAGAGAAAAUGCUAUACAAUUCUCUCCGACAAAUAGCCUUUUGGUACGUUCUCAGCUGUUUUGUUAUUAUUUGCUCGCGCUCUCUCACAGAAACUUUUUGAGAGAGUUAAACAAAACGAAUGGUUUAGAAGAGAACAUGAUGCUCCUUCAGAGAGAACUCGAUGGUCGAUUUACUCUUGGAUUCGCUUCCUUUGACAUAAUCGCAUCACCUUUGCGCCCGGAUUGCGUUGCUCUCUUUUAAAACUCUGGAAGAGAAAAUGAAGCUAAAGCAUCGCAAAGCAAUGUACGGAAACGCGAUUUGAUCAGAGAGAUUUGGUGCCACUCGCAAUCUCUUCGAAAUUUCAAGAAAUUCACUCUCAGCUCUUCAAAAGUCUUAGUAAAAAGUCCUUUCCGCCUUUUUCAGACUGAAAAAAAAAUAUUUCUUUUAUUUUUCUUUUACUCUCUCUCUUUCUCUUCCCUAGAAAUUUUCCUGCUAGAGAAUAGAGACGUGCUUAAAAGGGACUCAAAUUGAGACAGUUUUUAAAAUUCCAAUACUCUUUCCGACAUUUCCAGAUUAUUAUUUUUAUUGAUCAAAAUUUUGUUGGUAUUUGGCUGUUUUGAAUACCCUGCCUCAAGGCGGUUUCAGUAAGUCUAAAAAAAACAAAAAAAUGUUUUAAGGACUCAAAAAAAUGAUUUUGCAUUUUUCCUUUUUUCCUUUUUUUUAUUUUUAUUACUCUCUUUCUCAGAAUCAGUGUGAGAGAACAAGCUCGUAGAGGUGAAGAUGCGAUUCGGUGAGAAAGUUUGUACCUUUCACAAUCACUGCGGAGUGGAAUGUUUGUCUUGUUUUUGGUCCAUUUGUUUGAUUUUCUCUUCAACUCUCUUUUUUCAAAUCAACUGAACCAUGGAAACUUCGCUCUUUACUUUCUUUCACUCUCUUCUAUGAAAAAAUGUGCACUAGGAAAUUAUUUUAUUUAUCAAUUUGUCAAAAAGAAGGGAAAUUGUAUCUCCAAUGUUUUUCGGAUAUUUUUUUAUCCUUUUUUAACUUUUAAUUUGAUAGGAUUUGGGUAAGAAAAAAAUCCGUGGAGAACAAAAAGAGAAAAAAAUAUCGCAGAGUACGAACACUUAACAUGGCGGGAGAGGUUUUAUGUCGCUCUCAAUCUCUUCGAAAUUUCAGGAAUUUCGCUCUCAGUCAUUGUAUCAGUCGAAAGUCUCUCUGAUCGGUAUCUGACUUUGAAAAAAAAAAAUCUGUAGAAUAGAAAAAAAAUGUUAAAGGCUUUCGAUAAUAAUUUUAGACAAUAUUUCUGACUCCAUUUUUUCUGGAACGGAAAAUAACUAGUGAACGGUCGAGUUUUUUUUUUUUUCUUUGAAAAUUGACAUCCAACAGUGCAAAAACGGAACAACAAAACAUCAAAACUGUAGGGAAUUUGAAAAUAAAACGCGAACUUUUGAACAAAAACCUCUCUAAUCAAUCACACACACACCCCAGGCAUAGUCAAUCGUCUCAGCCCGCGAAUCGGAAGCAAGCACUUCCACGUGUAAUUAUAAAAGUCUAAUCAAGAAGUCGCCAGCAGUAUAAACAAAACGAAAAAUAGUAACAGCAGCCGUUUUUAAACAAGUAAAAUGCACGGAAAGCAACGCGAAGACUCUUUUUUUUCAUGGCUGGUGGCAACAUUGUAAAAAAUAACAGUAAAAGCCGAGCUCUUUUAAGUAAACGUACGUAUUACAAACAUUGAAAGGGGGAAAUCGCCGUAGGUCAGUUCCAAGAUCUGAUCGGACGCGCGUGCUGAUUAUUGUGGUACGUGGGUGCGCGCGAGUGUGUCUGUGUGCUUCGUGGAAUGUGUGGGUAUUUGAUCUGGUGUGUGAGGAUAAAUUGGAAAAGAAAAUGAAAUCAAAUCGAGAACGAGAGAGAGAGAAACAAGAGGACAGUUAUUUAACUCUAUGAUAGUCAUUAAACUACGAAAAAAAUAAAACAUCCAAGAAAACAAAGUCAGCUUGUGAGCAGCAACACAAAAAACGCGUGAAAUUAAUAAAACUGCAAAUAAAAAAAUCA